UCACUUAAAGGUCACGUAUUAUUAGCCCUUUUAGGGUUAUAUUUUAGGUUAUUAUGUCCUUAAGAAUAAAUAUUUACAGUAAAAGUACCCAAAAACAACGUCUCUAUAUUUUUUCCAGCUCCUCUUUCAUGAGCUCUGUUCAGAACACCUGGUUUUGGCCCGUCUAAGUAAUAUUCAUGAGCCUCUCUGCUGAUUGGCCUGUUGUUUUCUGAGUGACGCUCAGCCGGGCCAACCACAGUUAACUAGUGUCAUGUAUGCCGUAGUCACGCUGUGCCUUGGUAAUACACACAAUAUCAAUAGAAAAACCGAUAAGUAAAUGAUGGAGACUACUCGGGGAAAUAUUUUUCGUCCUUACAUGUUUGAGCCAGAGUCAGACCCGGAAUCGGCGCAGACAGUAGAGAACAGACCACCUCCUCAAACGCGUUUACAACAGGACGUGUCAGAAUGGUGUACUUGUGGUAACUGUGCACGGAUGUCCACAGAACGCGAGAACACAUGCUGUAAGGAGACACCCAAGGUUUUAAGAAGAAUGAACCAAGUGUUAUCACCUCCAAACUGCAUGAUUGACCAUCCUGGUCUUCAGCCUGUAUGCUUGGAUGUUUAUUCAUUACAAAAUGCAUACAAUAUUUACCGGGCUGAUUACGGGCGUUUGCGACUAAGUACACAACGGUGUUACAGGUAUCUGGCAUACAGGAGCUUUGUCAGCUGGUGCUGGGGCUUUUUGGGCCGGAGAGUUAGGGUUGUCAUUCCCUCAUGUGUUGUCCUGCGAAUACGGCGUGAGUUCCCUGAAACUACAGGCAGCUACGUAGGGUUUAGACCACCUCUCGACUGAAGCGUGACAUGUAGCCAGCGAUGACUUCAUCCUUGGGAGGUCUUUCAUACUGAGAGGAAAGUGGUUCUGGUAUUUUGAUCUUCUCUACCUCCAUGAUGUAUGGUCUAGGGUCGUCAAAGACAUUCUCAAAAAGGACUUCCAUCAGCUCCUGUACAUAGUCUAAAAAACAUUGUUUACCCUUAUUAGCAAUCGUUUAUUGAUUAUUGUUUACCCUUAUGUUCACUUUGCACUUUUAAGUUUUAUAUAAUAAAUAAAGAUUGUUAUACUUACUGUAUGUUUGCCCUGUUUUUACUGGCUUUGCAGUGCAUACCCCCUUCUUAGAUUUUGGGAACUUGAUUUUGUAAAUAGGCUUUCCAGAAGCUGAGACUGCUUGUGUGCGGUGAGCAUUCUCAUUGAAGUGCAUGGCCGCCAAGUAUAACCUGAAAACAAAAACCAUCAAAUAUGUUUUAUGUUUGAAGUCUACAGCAUUUUAGACACAACAUGUAACAUGUAGUUAGCAACAGUAGUCAUUUAAAAAAAAAAUUUUGAUGACCUUACAAAAUAUGCUUUAUCUCUUUCACUGCAUGAAUAUUAUUACAAGUCUUUUCACAUGUAUAAUAUAAAAGUAUAAUCAUUACAUGAAUAUUAUAAGAUAUAUUACCUGCACAGCAUUCCAAGGUAAGGAAAGACAACGUUCUUUGGGGCAAAACGUAAGAUUACACUGUGAAAUGCCUCCAAGGAAGAAGUCUGAUGAUGGUGACUCAACUUCUCGACAUCCUUCAGGACCCUUUUGUUCAUUAAUGUUUUAUCCAAUUUGUAAAGUGGUUUAGAAGCUAAAAUACAAACAAUAUUACAGAAGUGUUGUAAUUACUUUUAGCAAAAGAUAGUACAAAUAUAUGUAGUACAGAAAUUGAUAAGCAUUAAAAAAUUUAUUUUUGCCACAGGUACACAUUAACAAUAAAAACACGCAUAGUAGCGUCUAAGUAUUCCAUGUUUACAUUGUAAUAAAAAUUUAUCAACCAAAAAUAGAUCAUAGACAGAUGUAGGAUUGUGCAUAUUAUAUACACACCUGGCUGCAACCACUUGCUCGGGUCUGUGCUGCUUUUUUCUGGAUGUUCACAUUUUGGAAAGAGGGGAUCUUCGUGAGUGUGGAUGUCUUGCAGGUGGUUGACGAGUGACUUCCACUUUGCCACUUUCUCUUGUCCAGAGGUGGAUGAUGUUGCAGUCCAGUAUACGUGGUUCUUGAUACUACGCUGCCAUUUUCUCACUUCUUGACAGUCUUUCUCUUUUGCAAUCUUGUCCAGUUUCUUUGACAAGCCUGUAUACCAAUGAAAUUUUUUUGACAAAGGGCAAAUUAGACAAUGUUAAUUCAAACAGAGUACACAAUAAUUUUUUUAGCAAAAAAUCCUCACCUUUUUCCAGAUGCCAGAUAUCAUAAAACUGUUUGAUAUUGUUGUCUUUGAGAUAUUUUUGUAUUUGUGGGUGACGGUCGGUGACAAUGUAGUCCAACUCGAUACCACGUGCUGCCAGCAUCGCAAGGCUCCUUUUCAGGCCCUCCAGUUCCAUAUGGUAGCUACCACCAACUUCGUUACUCUGGUGGUAUAGAAAAGACAUGGGUGUUUUAAAAUAUAUUUCUAUGUUAUUCUAGCAAUGGUUGCUUGAUGUCUAUAAACUAUAACAUGGAACUUAAUCAUAAUCAAGUUUUUCAACAUUAAAAAAAGUCUAUACUGACUAUAUUUCUGUCAAAAUCACUUUGGAACAUAUACACGUCAUCAAGUAAUAGCCACUAGCAAUAUUUUCAUUCUCGUGCACUUCACACUGACCUGCACCAAUUGAAUAUCAAUUAUCGUUUUUUCCCGAAGGUUCAUCACACUGUAGCUUCCGUACUUUGCAGAGUGUCCUGAGUGAAAACACGAAAGAGCAAAAAUGAAUAAAAAAACAAAUGCUAUUUCUGAAAAGAUAUAGCAUUAAUAACAUUUUGAAGAUGACAAACAAGAAUUUUAUACCUGGUGAGUCCGCCCUCAUAUCACCUCCAAUUAUGGCCUUGUCAUGUUGGCUCAGACGCUGCAGAAGUGUCUCCUGGUCCUUCCCCCAUUUAUGGAUAAUGGUUGGUUCCAGGUACAUCCGAGCAUGUCUUCUAAAAGUGUCGUAUUUAAACAACGCUAUAUGCAUCGCAUUGAAAAUCUAAUGAAAGAAAAUGCACAAGUUAUUACAUACACAGAUCCGGAAAAAAGUAAACACACAUACACACACACACACACACACACACAUAUACAUGAAAAUAGAACUUUUGAAAAAUAGAAUAAAUAUAAAUUGAAAAUACCUUUUCAAGCUGAAUGAAA
Molecule: messenger RNA, 3153 nt
Organism: Paramisgurnus dabryanus
Lineage: Eukaryota; Metazoa; Chordata; Actinopteri; Cypriniformes; Cobitidae
Source: RefSeq, a predicted model, not a curated record